AUGAGUGAACGAUUCGGUCCCGCUCCAGAACCGCCCACCGAGUUGGGUCGGUAUCGAGUGCUGUCUCCCACCGCCGGCAUUAGAGUGUCGCCUCUAUGUCUGGGUGCCAUGUCCCUCGGAGACGCCUGGAGCCAAGGCCUUGGAAGCAUGAACAAAGAACAAUCCUUCAAACUCCUCGAUGCGUAUUACGAGGCCGGUGGGAAUUUCAUCGACACCGCUAACAACUACCAAGACGAACAAUCGGAAAAGUGGAUUGGUGAAUGGAUGGCAGAGAGGAAGAACAGGGAUCUCAUGGUCAUCGCUACCAAGUAUACCACACACUACCGAAGCUGGGAGCUCGGCAAAGGCAAGACGGUCAACUACUGCGGAAACCAUAAGAAGAGUCUCCACCUCUCCAUCAGGGAUUCUCUUGCGAAGCUCCAGACCGACUACAUUGACCUGCUGUACGUUCAUUGGUGGGAUUGGACUACCUCUAUCGAGGAAGUGAUGGACAGCCUUCAUCUUCUGGUGGAAUCCGGCAAAGUUCUGUACUUGGGCAUCUCGGACACGCCAGCAUGGAUCGUCGCGGCGGCCAACACGUACGCGCGCGCCCAGGGCAAGACGCCCUUCUGCGUGUACCAGGGCCAGUGGAACGUGAUGCAACGGGACUUUGAGCGCGAAAUCAUCCCCAUGGCGCGGCACUUUGGCAUGGCAUUGGCACCGUGGGACGUGUUGGGCGGAGGCAAGUUCCAGACCAAGAAACAGAUCGAAGAGCGCAAGAAGCAGGGCGAGGGACUGCGCAGCAUGUUCGGCUCGGGCGACCAGACUCCGCAACAGGAGAAAAUGUCGGCCGCGCUGGAGAAGGUCGCGCAGGAACACGGCGUCGAGUCGCUCAGCGUCAUCGCCCUGGCCUACGUCAUGCAGAAGACGGUCAAUGUCUUCCCCAUCGUCGGCGGCCGCAAGGUCGAGCACUUGCAGGCCAACAUCAAGGCCCUCUCGAUCAAGUUGACCGACGAGCAGAUCCAGUUCCUGGAGAGCCAGUCGGAUUUCAGCCCCGGGUUCCCGUCGUCAUUUGUGGGAGAGUCGCCCAGGGCCACGGGGAAGACCACCUGGAUCCUCGCGUCGAGUGCCCCGCUGGCGUGGACGACGCCGGAGAAACCUGCCGGACAUUAG
Molecule: messenger RNA, 1152 nt
Organism: Fonsecaea multimorphosa CBS 102226
Lineage: Eukaryota; Fungi; Ascomycota; Eurotiomycetes; Chaetothyriales; Herpotrichiellaceae
Exons: 5
Coding region: 1-1152 (383 amino acids)
Source: RefSeq, a predicted model, not a curated record